This is a messenger RNA of Corythoichthys intestinalis (scribbled pipefish), 1377 nucleotides long. RefSeq names its product collagen alpha-3(VI) chain. The record is from RefSeq and is a predicted model, not a curated record. NCBI's taxonomy places the organism in Eukaryota, Metazoa, Chordata, Actinopteri, Syngnathiformes, Syngnathidae. The transcript has a single exon. The coding region runs from base 285 to 878 and encodes 197 amino acids.
GAGGACCGACGUUGGCUACCCCUGCUUUAGACUGUUUUCUGUAUCUUAACCCUUCAAACAGAAACAUUUUUCCUCAAAUCGAUUCCUUCAUUAGUUUCACUCACUUGGAACAAAACAUAAUAGGUUUCAUUUUCCAUUCCGUGCCCAUCUGUCAUCUGUGAAUUAUAUUUUUAUGUAUUUACACACUUGACACAGGCCGCACUAAAAGAGACAUAGUGUUCCUUGUCGAUGGUUCUGAUGCCUCGAGAAAUGGACUACCGGCUAUUCGGGAGUUCAUUAGAAGAAUGGUGGAAGAGCUGGACAUUGAUGACGAUAAGGUCCGAGUGGCCGUCCUUCAGUAUAGCGACAACACCAGUGUUUAUUUCAACUUAAUGGCCCAUGGUUCCAAACGAGACAUUAUCUAUGCUGUCAGAAGCCUUCGACAUAAAGGAGGGAAGCAGAGGAACACGGGAGCUGCACUCGAGUUUGUGCAGGAUUUCAUUUUCAACUCUACCUCAGGAAGCAGAGUUAUCCAUGGAGUCCCUCAGAUCCUCUUUUUAUUGACUGGAGGUGACUCAGGUGAUGACAUUUCAGGGGCUGCAGCUGACCUUCAUAAAAACGGCGUUUUGUCUUUUGCUAUCGGCAUGAAAAAUGCUAAACAAGAGGAGUUAGAAGAAAUUUCGUCCUCUUCCUCUUAUAUUUUUAAUCUGCCUGUUUUUGGUGAACUUUUAUCAGUCCAACAAGAGAUAGUGUCUUUUGUCCAGGUGGGAAAACUGCUUAAGCCUCCCUUAGGUAAGAAUUACCCCAGAUUUUCCUUUUCCUUGACAUUUGAUCCUUUUCCCCAAGCUCCAAUGGAAUUGCAUCAACAUCUGAAGAACAUCUGUCGAGCAGCUUCAUAAUGCUUAAAGUUUCUCCACUCAUUCAGAGAAACUUGGUUAUCCUGUUUCUUGAAUAGUUCACCUACCUUUUCCUCUGGAGAACCUUCUCUUAAUGGCUCCACAGUCUCCCUUUCUGAUGCUCUUUCUUGAGCCAAUGAUAAUUUGCAUCAUUGACAUCGAAUACACAUUUGAUGGGAGUCGUCUCUUUUAAUGUCCAUAACUUUCUCCUUACAGUAGAUGUCCUUUCCCUCAUCUCGUUUUUAACUAUAUCACUUGUAUUGCUUGGAAAUUUGAUCUAUAAAAAUCAGGCUUGUAUUAAAUGACAUCAAUUUUUAAAUUGUGCUUUUGAACCUUAACAAGGUUUCCCCUUUUUUUCUCCUAGUGGAACAAGAGUCUCCACAGAGAGAUAUUGUGUUUCUGGUGGAUGGUUCAGAUGAAACUUUGAGUGGAUUCCCAGCCAUUAAAAGUUUCAUUAAACGAGUUGUCAAAACACUCAAUGUUGGUGAGAACAGGGACCAGG